Homalodisca vitripennis (glassy-winged sharpshooter) is the source of this 921-nucleotide messenger RNA. RefSeq lists its product as uncharacterized. The transcript has a single exon. NCBI's taxonomy places the organism in Eukaryota, Metazoa, Arthropoda, Insecta, Hemiptera, Cicadellidae. Gene Ontology annotation, molecular function: single-stranded RNA binding. Gene Ontology annotation, cellular component: ribonucleoprotein complex. The record is from RefSeq and is a predicted model, not a curated record. Gene Ontology annotation, biological process: retrotransposition. The coding region runs from base 1 to 921 and encodes 306 amino acids.
AUGUCGAGCUGUGGUGUAUGCGUCAAGAAUAUUAAAAUUAAUCAAUCUAAACUCACCUGUUUUGACUGUAAACGAGAUUUCCAUGCGGCAUGUUUGAAAUAUAGCAAGGCUGACGUGGAUUGCCUAAAUGAAGAGGGUCUAGUUUGGAGGUGUAAGGACUGUCAAUCCACGAGGAGGAAAAGCAUGAGACUCGAGUCUGCAGCAGAUGAAGGUAAACUAUCUCUCGAAGAUAUCAUGAAAGUGGUUACCGAUAUAAGAGAUAGCCAAGCAAAAUAUGAGAAAAGUUUUAAUAGGGCCUGUGAAUCAAUGGACUCACAGCUCAUAGAGAACACCAAGGCACUUAAAGCACAACAGGAGCAGAAUGAGAAACUUUAUCAGCUGAUUGAGUCUAUCACAUCGGAGAACAAGGAGCUGAAGAAGAAGGUGAGAGCUCUGGAAGAUCGUCUGGAGAACAUAGAGCAGUACUCUCGCAGUAACUGUGUGGAGAUUCAAGGAAUCCCUGUAACUUCCAAUGAAGAUGUGUUGACCAUCGUGAAGGACGUCGGCAAGGCACUGGACUUAACCGUAUCUGACACUAUGGUGGACGCGUGCCAUAGACUUGGUGCCAAGCAGAGUGGAAACAAUCCGCCGGGGAUUAUUGUGAAGUUCGUUCGUCGACUGGACAAGGAGGAGUUUCUACAGAGGCGACAUGUGAAGAGGACCCUCUCAACUCGUCACAUCGGUGCAACUGAUGACCGUCCCAUCUACGUCAACGAGUCUCUAUCACCGGCGAGACGGGCGCUGUACGCUCUGGCGAGGAAGUAUCAGCGCGAGAAAAACUUCAAGUUCCUCUGGGUGAGAAACGGCAAGAUCUUCCUGAGGAAAGAAGAAAAAGGCGCCAGUCAGAGUUAUCACACGAGAGGAGGACUUGGACUAAACUAA